Molecule: messenger RNA, 2887 nt
Organism: Gallus gallus (chicken)
Lineage: Eukaryota; Metazoa; Chordata; Aves; Galliformes; Phasianidae
Gene: IQCA1
Product: IQ motif containing with AAA domain 1
Exons: 18
Coding region: 66-2426 (786 amino acids)
Molecular function (GO): protein binding; ATP binding; ATP hydrolysis activity
Source: RefSeq, a predicted model, not a curated record
AUGGCAACGGCGCGGCCAACGCGGAGCAGCGCAGCACCGCUUCCUCAGCCCUGAGAGAGGCCGGCAUGUCGCAGGACACGUACAAUAGGUUAUGGACAAAUGCCCAGAAAGACCUUGACGCCCAGCUCCAGACAGAGAGAGAGCAGUUCCUCCAGCCGGAGAAGGACCACGUGAAAGCAUUCAGGAUGCUGGCUGCUUCCUACAUCAACUACCUGCAGAUCUUCCAUCGCCUGGAGGAGGCCCACAGCCACCUCAUUCACCAGCAAAAACGGGCAGCGAUUCGGCGAGUGCUGGAUGGAGUGAUUGGCCGGAUCCUGGAGAUGAAGAAAGAGAUGGUGGGGCUGGAGAACUCGGAGUUUCAUUACACCGAUAACGUCAUUGAAGAUCUAAAGCUUCUCCCGGAAGACACAGAAAUACCUAUCCCAGAAUAUUUUGUUAAAGAGAACCUGGAAGGCUUGCAGCAGAGAGAGAAAACCCUGCAUGAGAUUUUGUUGAAUGCUGGAUUGGAAACAGAGAAACCUGUCGAGGCCAUGAGGUUUGAAGAAGCCAUUAAGAUGAUCCAGGUCGCAGAGCGGGCUCGCCAAGGCCGGCGUCGAGCAUUAUUCAUGAAGCAAAUCCACCUUGAAGAGAAGAGAAAAAGACAUACAAAACUUCAGGAACAGACUGGUCCGGAUCCAGAUGACGCUGCCACUUGCAUUCAAAAGGUUUGGCGAGGAUAUAUCCAGCGCAAGAAAACAGAGAAAAUGAGAGAAGAGGAAAUGAUAUUUCUGGGGAUGAGCAACCCUCCUCACUUGAGGGCCCUUCGCAGUACCCCACACAUGCACACCAGGCAAGAAGAUGCCCUGCAAGCUGAGGUCCAGGAGAGACACGAGGAGGAAUUCAUCAAGGACAAGCUGAGAGAAACAGAGGGGCUUGACAUCAGGGAAACUCUCCAGGAUCAGAUCCGACAGUGCUUCAUGGAGUGUCGGCAUAUCAUAGGCAGGUUUCCUGAUUAUCCAGCAAAAGAAGCAGGAGGUUCAAUGGCUAUUUUUUCUCAAAAAACUCCAGAGCAGGUAGCUGCAGAGCUGGCUGCCCAAAGAGAGAUGGCUUUGCAGAAAAAAUCCCAAAAGGAAAAAAAAAGGAAAAGAAAAAGGAAAGGAAAAAGAAAAAGGAAAGAAGGCACAGAAAACUGGAAAGAAACCGUUUGGCAGAACAGAGACGAAGGAAGGGAUUUCCUCCAGGAUCACGACCCAGAGCUGAUCAAAGCAGAGAAACGGGAAGAAGUGGAGGAAGAGAUCAGAGUGCAGGUGGAUGAACUGAUGCAACAAAAGCUGGAGGAGCUCAAGCUGGCCGUGGAUGGAGAGAAGAGCAGCAAAAAGAAAAAGGGGAAAAAAAGUGAGAAGAAAAAGGCGGGGAGGAAGAAAAUAUCUGAGCUGGAGGAAGAUCUAACUCCUGACAGGACCAUCGAUUCUCUGUACAGGGAACUGGCAGAAGAAGGAGUACUAAUAAAAGCCAAGCCAGUCAAUCUCUCCGACUAUGUUGGUGAGUACAGCUAUCUGGGGACCACACUGCGCCAGGUGAACAUAGAGCCCAUGCCCUCUCUGGCCGAUAUCAGACAGCUAAUAGCACUGUAUGGAAUACUGCCAUUAGGCUCCCAAACAGCCCACGAGAAGGCUCCUUUGGUGAAAGCCUUGUUACUAGCUGGCCCCACCGGUGUUGGGAAGAGGAUGCUGGUCCACGCCAUCUGCACAGAAACAGGAGCCAACCUCUUCAACUUAUCCCCUUCCAACAUUGGUGGGAAGUACCCAGGCAAGAACGGCCUGCAGAUGAUGCUCCACAUGGUUCUCAAGGUGGCCAAGCAGCUGCAGCCUUCAGUCGUGUGGAUCGGAGACACGGAGAAAACAUUCUACAAAGCAGUGCCGAAGGCUGAAGAACAGAUGAAUCCGAAACGCCUGGAAAAGAUUCUCCCCAAAUUCCUGAAGGCUUUGAAAGCAGAGGACAGAGUGCUGCUCGUGGGGACCACCAGCCGGCCCUUUGAUGCUAAGAUCAAACCUUUCUGCAAAGUUUACCAAAAAAUCAUCCUGAUCCCUCGGCCUGACUAUGCUUCUAGAUUUGUGUUAUGGAAACACGCCAUCACACAGCACGGUGGAGAGAUCACCAAGCUGCUGAGCAUCAGCUGCCUGGCCAAGCUGUCGGAUGGCUUCACCCAGGGCUGCAUUGUGCAGGUGGUGCGGGCAGUGCUGAGCGAGCUGCGCCUCCUGCAGAUGGCCAGGAAGCCCCUGUGUACUGCUGAGUUCCUCACCCCUCUGGCCAGCCAGGACCCCGUGUACAAUGAGGAGGAGGAAACAUUUAAGGCUUGGUAUGCCAAGACACCGCUGGGCCGAGCGCGAAGCAAAGCAGCGGCGAAGAGAGAGAAAGCAGGAAAAGGAAAAGGGAAAAAGAAGUAAGAAGAUGAAGGGAAAGGGAAACGCCAACUUCCUCCAACAUCACUGGACGAGGGGGAGGCGUUGGGAAAGCAGGCAUUCUGGAAUAAAGCAUCACAAGUUACAGCUGUCUCGGGAAAGAGAACUCAUUUCUGAAUGUAUUUUUAGACGCUAAAGGAUAGGAUGAGACGUCAACGUGACGAGUGGCUCUCAGAGGAUAAAGAGUUAAUGACCAUCGGCUUGCUCAAGCAUUAUUUAUUCCAAGAGGUUUUAGGGGGCAGAGGGGUUCAUUACUCAGAACUGUAACAUGCCAUCAACUUUUAGGCUACCCUCAUUUAUUUCAGCAAGUAACUCUCCUUAAAAAUUGAUGUCACGUUAAUGUCUUUCAUUACUUUAAUAUCCUAUAUGCUUUAUAAAACUAACUGCUUUAUGUAUCUGUAAGUCUAAUGUGUUACAGUUCUCAAUAAAACUAUUACGGCCGUAAA